Acanthochromis polyacanthus (spiny chromis) is the source of this 4929-nucleotide messenger RNA. RefSeq lists its product as uncharacterized. The record is from RefSeq and is a predicted model, not a curated record. Bases 329 to 1927 code for a protein of 532 amino acids. NCBI's taxonomy places the organism in Eukaryota, Metazoa, Chordata, Actinopteri, Pomacentridae. Gene Ontology annotation, molecular function: RNA polymerase II cis-regulatory region sequence-specific DNA binding; DNA-binding transcription factor activity. The transcript has 3 exons. Gene Ontology annotation, biological process: regulation of transcription by RNA polymerase II.
GAGGCAGGCGGCGGGUGUUCUGCCGAGGUGGACGUGGCGGGUCCGGCGGAGCGAGCUACAAGUGACGGGCAGCGGAGCCGAACCGAGGCGGACAGCCAGCCGGCCAUGAACCGGACCCCCCACAGGCUGGUCUCAGUGAGGUGUGGGUGCUGACUCUGAUCCUCCGUCUGAUUGGUUCUCGGGGACUCGGGCCCUGCAGCCCCUCCUGAGUCCGGACCGGACCUUCACCAUCGGGGGGGAGUGGAGGGAGGAGGAGGAGGAGGGGGAGCCUCAGCGAUCCUUCAGGUGUGAAGCAGCACGGCGAGGAGGGUUAGCUCUGCCUCCCGCCAUGACGGACUUGGAGACUGAGUGCCUGAGCCUCGGCCUGCCCCCUGAGUGCGGUUCGCCUCCGCCGCCUCUGGACCCGUCCCUGCAGGGUGACUGUGGCCCGGGCCCCGCUGGAUCGGCCCCGACGCCCACUCUGGCCCUCCUCUCCUCGGACUGCCCCACACCGACGCUCAGCUCGCUGGCGGCGGAGAUUGCCGAGCCGCUGGUGAUGCUGCCGUGCGUGAAGAGCGAGCCGGAGGACGGAGACCUGGAGCCCAUCAGGACCGUGGACCUGUCAGAGAUCCAGCCGCUGUCCACUGCCGAACUGGGUCAGGACCAGAUCAAGAUGGAGAUCAGCGGCCUCGACUACAUCAAGUCUGAGCACCACGGUCACCAUGGCAACCACCACCUUGGCCCGUUUCACCAUGGUGAUGUCACUGAGCUGGACUACAAGUCGCACUACGAGCCCAGCUCUGUGUUCGACUACAUCUCCCAGGUCACAGACACUCUGGAGUACAUCAAGUCGGACCACCACGUGGACCUGCAGUGUUACUACACCACCGAGCUGAGCUCCCUGAAGUCCGAGUACUGCGACUCCAACACCAUGUCCACCCACCUGCAGCACAACGGCCUCGAGUCCAUCCACAUGGCCGAGCUGCGCACCGAGCUCAACAAGCUCCGCCCCGACGCCCUGCUGAUGGACGGCAUGGGCAAAUUAGACCCAGAGUUCGGAGGAGCGGCGCUGUACGAGCUGCAGCCCGCCGAGGAGGGGAAGACCUCUGCAGAGGGGACGGUGGCGGGACAGGGAGGCGGCAAUCAGGUGAUCACGACCAAAACUCAGAGCUCGACGGUGAGGAAACCUCGCAACAUGCAGGGCGAGAAACCGUUCUCCUGCACACAGUGUGGGAAGAACUUCAGCACGCUGGGGAACCUGAAAACUCACCAGCGCAUCCACACGGGCGAACGGCCCUACACCUGCUCGCAGUGCGGCAAAAGCUUCGGCCAGGCAGGGAACCUCAAACGCCACCAACUGAUCCACACGGGCCAGAAGCCGUACGUGUGCGCUCACUGCCCCAAAGGCUUCACGAAGGCCGACGACCUGCGAUCGCACCAGCGGCUGCACACUGGCGAGCGUCCCUUCAUCUGCGCCACCUGCGGCAAGAGCUUCGGCCAAUCCAAGGAGCUGAAGGCCCACCAGCUAAGCCACACUGGCGAGCGGCCGUACUGCUGCCAGCACUGCGGCAAGAGCUUUACCAAGGAGACAAGCUACCGCAACCACGUGCAAAUCCACACCGGCGAGAAGCCCUUCACCUGCUCGCAGUGCGGAAAGACUUUCAGCAACUCGGGCGUCUUAAAAACCCACGAGAAGAUCCACACCGGUGAGCGGCCGUUCGGCUGCACGCAGUGCGGCAAGAGCUUUGGCCGCCUCGGCCACCUGAAGGCCCACCAGCAGAUCCACACGGGCGAACGGCCGUACGCCUGCCCACAGUGCGCCAAGACUUUCAGCCAGUCAGGUCACCUCAAAGCACAUGAGCAGAUCCACAAGCGAGAGCGAGCGGAUACGGCGAGCACCAGCAGCGAUGGCAGCAGCAGCAGCACUGUGGGCAGCGACAGUAGCUAAGAUGAACCUUUAACCUCCGGAGAAACAAAGUAUUAUCCCUUUUUUUUUUUUUUUUUUUUUUUUUUUUUUAUAAAUACUCUAUAUAAAGUUUCGUUAUGAGUUUUUCUUACAUUUUCAUACCUUUUGUGCUCUUUUGCAUUUUAUCUGUGGGCAGGGUGGACUGACUGAUUUGCUCUUAUGCAAGUGUCUGUGUUAUAUAUACUGUGUGUCUGUGGGGCAGGGGGCUGUAGAUACUGACCGUAGAGUACCGCCACUUAUUUUUGGAGUACUUACGAUACACAAGCACAAAUUCUUCAGUGACCAAGUUUGAGUACUUCUUUUUGUAUUUGCUGUUUUUUACUGAAACAGACCAGCAGCUCCUGACAGAGCAGGACCCCGUUUACCGAGACCCGACGCAAACUACUGUAUGUACGUAUUUACAGGCUUUUCAGACGUGGGAUAGGUCACGUUGCUGCUUCAUCACUCCGUUAUUCUGUCGUUCGUGUUCCUCACAGCUUCAUUCAGACGCUCCCACUACAGUUCUGCGGAGACACGGUACGAUAUUUGUCAUUUACGGCGAAUUAAAUAGCUACCAAGUCAUGUAUAACACAUGAUAAUGCAAAAACAAACAAACCACAUCUAAAGUAUAGAUGCAUAUUUUGAAGAGGUGCAGUGGUGACAACAGCUUCUCCAAUCGCAUAGAUAAUCAGCCAGUAAACCUCAGCGAUGUUGUCAUGAAGCACUUCAGCUCAUAUUUAGAAGCGCAGCGGUAGGCAUUAAGCUCCCCAUAAGUCUUUGUCAUGGUGCCCCUUUACGAGCUAAACUCUCCACAAUUCUCUCUGCUUGCUAAUAUGAACUGUUGUCUGAGUGACGCCUCCUCUGUUCUCUGCAGUAUUAAACAAUAAGUGGCUCCACCUGGUGGAACAACCAGCUCCUACAGCUGCUCUACUUUUAUUGACAGCAUGACCUUCUUCUAACCUUAUCGGUUAAUAAUUUAUUUAACUUGUUAAAUUGUUCAUCUAAACUGUCUGAAUAACAAAAGCCAAGUUUAAUUCUGAUUAUAUAAACAAAGUAUUCUGUCCUUGUGUGAUGAUAGUUUAGGUAGCUAAACUAUCAUCAGGAUUACUAUUGCAACAACACAUCACCAGUAGGGUAAAACUAACCUGUCUCACGACGGUCUAAACGCAGCUCACGUUCCCUAUUAGUGGGUGAACAAUCCAACGCUUGGUGAAUUCUGCUUCACAAUGAUAGGAAGAGCCGACAUCGAAGGAUCAAAAAGCGACGUCGCUAUGAACACUUGGCCGCCACAAGCCAGUUAUCCCUAUUACUAUCCCUAGCUAUCCCUAUUACUUUACCAAGUAAAGAUGCAAAUUUAGAAAGAUUCUUUUAUGAAUAAUAAUUACCAGUGUUAUCAAUAAUUGAUAAUGCAAACUGAGUGCAAUAGACACUGUUGGUAAAUGGUCUGUAUUUAUAUAGCGCUUUACAUGAUACAUCACAUUCACCCAUUCACACACUGAUGGUGGAAGCUGCCAGUAAACCUCAGCGAUGUCAGCUCAUAUUUAGAAGCGCAGCUGUAGGCAUUAAGCUCCCCAUAAGUCUUUGUCAUGGUGCCCCUUUACGAGCUAAACUCUCCAUAAUUCUCUCUGCACUACCCAGAAGGCGCUAACCACGACUCAUCAGGAGCAGUUAGGGGUUAGGUGUCUUGCUCAGGGACACCUCGACAUGAGCACGACAGGCCGAGGAUCGAACCGACAACCUUCUGGUUGCAAGACGGCCACUCUACCCACUGAUCCAUGCCACCCCCAUUGUUCUAGGUAUCGCAUAGAUAUUUUUAACAUCAAACGUGGCACAAAUCAGCACUGCAGCUCAGUCACACAUAUCAUUAUGCUGCAUGCUUAUUUGUGUAAGUCCUAGCUGGUAUCCAUUAACCAUAACAGAAGUCUUUGUCAUGGUGCCUGUUGCUCACUAAACUCCCACAGCAACUGUAGUCUGAGUGACGCCUCCUCUGGUCCCUACAGUAUUAACAGUACUACAGCUAAUCUACAUUUACUGACAUCAUGACCUCCUUCUUCUGUCAUCAUUCAUUAUGUUUUUAAUCUGUUACAUUAUUGAUAGCAGUCACCAACAAUAAAGUACAGUGUGACUGCUGUUAGGUCCGUUCUGACACCACGUCUGAUCAUUUAUACCUAAUUAAUGCUGCUGCAGUUACUUAAUAACCUCAGAGAGAAAACUUCAGUCCUGGAUUGCUUUCAUUGUUACAUCUCAUGGACAUUUUGGAUCUAACCCGUCCGACCUCGUAGGACUUUUACAGAACUCAUUUUUCUCGUGCAUGAAGCCGACAUGCUGCCGUCAGAUUUCACUUCUGAAAAAGGCUUUAGAUUCAUAAAGAACACAGGCGAUGCACGUCUCAUUCAGUCAGAAUAGAUAAUAAAAUGUCUUGUUUGUCCGUCAGAACAGAGAGAAAACAUUCCGUUAAUUCACGUGAAGCUGGAAUCCCAUUUAAAAGCAGAAUGCUGGUGCUUCAGAAGCUCCUUCCAUCUUCAGUCGGCGGUUUUCGGUAAACGGGGCCCAACUUCAGGUUCCUCCGUUUGGCAGUGAAAGUACUUUCUGCCAGUUUACGAGUAUUUUCUUUGGAGGUGUGGGUACUCGCAGGCUGUUACUGUACUGUUAAAACCUCUCAAUAUGAUUUUUAUCGACCAGUAUUGAUUGAUCGAUCGAUCAGGACACAGCAGGCGUCUUUUUGUUGCUGAUGAUAAUCAGUUGUUUUUGUUUCGUAGCAGAGUUGAGAUGUUUUCAGCAGCGUUGGGUUCGAAGGACCAAACUCAUCAGCACAAAGGAACCCAACCUCCCUCUUCCUCACCCUCCUCACCCUACUCCCCCGUCCAGAUCGCUCACUGUGUACAAAUCUAUUGAUUAUGUCAUUCCUAAAAAAAUGUAAUAAAAUUAAAAAAAAAAAAAAAAAAAAGAUGGAGGUGAUGCAGCAUCUUGUACUGGAAGAAGAAUUAUUAAAGAAACUAAUGACA